Messenger RNA from Paralichthys olivaceus (Japanese flounder), 1491 nucleotides. It is a transcript of the gene rmdn1, whose product is annotated as regulator of microtubule dynamics 1. Gene Ontology annotation, cellular component: spindle microtubule; cytoplasm; mitotic spindle pole. The record is from RefSeq and is a predicted model, not a curated record. NCBI's taxonomy places the organism in Eukaryota, Metazoa, Chordata, Actinopteri, Pleuronectiformes, Paralichthyidae. Gene Ontology annotation, molecular function: microtubule binding.
GUUUUCCGCUCAAAGACCCCCCGCUGUGGAGCUGUGUGUGGAACUCAUUGGUCGGAUGUGGUGGAACUGUUGCUGAUUGUUUUCAAUGACUUUAUGAACCACUUUGUCGUCAGGUCAUGAGGAGAUCACGUUUAAAAAUGCUAAUAUGUCACAAACGCAAUCUAAACGCAAUAUUCAAAUCAAAAGUGAGCUUAAAAACUAGGUGAAAAUACAAUCUGCAAAACAUAAACCGAGGAAGAGUUGUUGUGUGAAUUUAAGUCAACAAGUGAACCUUUUAACACAUUAAACCAGAAGCAGGGAUGUCCUUCAGCAGCGUUUUCUGCCCGCGCGCUUGAAUGCUCCCUGCUACAGCUGUGUGUAAAUACCAGGGGUUCGAACGUGUGGAACUUGGACCUGAUGGCUGCUCGGGUGUUGACGCGGUUCGUGUGCAGGACUUUACCGCCGGUGCCCGGUGCUAAAGGCGCCGGUGUCCGGAGAACACACCGGGUUUACUGCACCACCUCCAGGAGGAGCGCUGCUGCUCUGACCAGUGGAAGCGUUGCGUUGGUCCUGGGGCUGCCUGCUCUCUCCUGCCUGGGGUAUGGAGCUUAUCACUGGGUGCAGAGUUCAGCAGUGCUCCAUGCUUCAGGAAAAGAGGAGGUCUUGGAGCAGGCCGACUACCUGUACAGCUCUGCAGAGACGGAGAAGCUCUACCAGCUGCUGCUGCAGUACAAAGACAGUGAUGAAGCAGAGGUCCUGUGGAGGUUGGCUCGGGCGUCUCGUGACCUGUCCCUCCUGCCCAACAUGGAGGCCAAGCGGAAGAAGCAGCUGAUAUACGAGGCCUUUGAAUACGCCAGGAGGGCAAUGGAGAAAGACGACCAGUGUUUCGCAGCCCACAAAUGGUACGCUGUGUGUCUCAGUGACGUCGGGGAUUACGAGGGAAUCAAAGUGAAAAUUGGGAACUCGUACAUCAUCAGGGAACAUCUAGAGAGGGCUGUCAAGCUCAAUCCCAAAGAUGCCACUUCCUUACACAUCUUGGGUUACUGGUGCUUCGCUUUUGCCGAGCUGCCGUGGUACCAGCGCAAGGUGGCGGCUGCCCUUUUUUCCUCGCCACCUGUGUCCACCUACGAGGAGGCUUUGGAAUUCUUCCUGAAAGCUGAAGAAGUUGAUCCUGACUUCUACAGUAAAAACCUGCUGAUGCUGGGGAAGACCUACACGGCCAUGAAAGACAAGCAGAAAGCUCUGAUGUGGUUAACGAAAGCCAAAGAUUACCCUGCUCACACGCUGGAAGACAAAGAGGUCCAUAAAGAAGCCGUCGACCUGCUGAAGAGACUCGGAUGACGCCAACCAGGACUGUUAAUAAUUCCUUUCUUUCUUAUUAGGAUUUUUGCAGUUAAUUCAUAACAGAAGAAUAAUGCCUUGCACACUGGAGUCCCUCUUGCCUUUGACUCAAUAAGCCAGAGUCUAACUUCUGUUUAAAACCAUAAUAUAAUUAAAAAUAUAUGGAGUGUA